UUUUUAAAUAUAGUAACAAAAAUGUCACGACAACAAGCCGAAUGGAAAAAAAUCGUAUUCGUAUAUAUUUUACAAUUAUUUUCAUAUGCAACACCAGAAGUACGGCUUAUUGCUCCGAAUUACGUCAAGUACAACAGUACAGCGACAUUGACAUGCAAUCAUACUGUCACACCAGAUGACCUUCAUAAGGUUGAAUUUUUAAAAGAUAAUAAAAAAAUAUUGGAAUAUAUAAGAGAUCGUAAAGAUCAUCCAUUUAGAGAAUCGCCGCCUCCUGGUUUAGAAUUUGAGCAUACGCUCGAUGGCAAGACAAUCAAAUUAAAGGAUGUACACUUUGAUGCCUCUGGCUCAUAUUCCUGCUUGGUAAGCUCUACUUAUCCAAUUUAUACUGAAAGCUCGGACGAAGUAAAGCUACAAGUUAUAGUACCUCAGUCGGAUAAUCCGCACAUAACUUUCAAGAAGGCUGUUUACACAGUAGGAGAAGUCCUCGAGGCAAAUUGUACCUCAGCUCCUGCGAAUCCAGUUCCUCAUUUGACAUGGCUCAUCAAUGGAUUAGAAGUUAUUGAAACACGUGUUACAACUUUUCCAUACCGUCAACAUAAAAAACAUUUAAUGUCAGCAAGAUCACAAUUGUCUAUUCAAGUUUCGGAUUUACACGCUGGCAAAAAUGGACGUCUAGAAAUAAGUUGUCAAGCAACAAUACCCAACUAUUUAAUUCAUCAGAAAGAUUACGCUGACAUUAGAACAAAGACUGUAACAGUGGAAAUAACUCCUGGUCCCUCUCCAACACCUUCGUUGGCUGUUCUUCCACGUGGACUCACACCAAUCGUUAUUUUAUGCGUAUUGUUGUGUGUGUUACACAAAAUCUAUAUUUAAUUAUAAUUAUACUUAAAUUAUAAAUAAAAUGUCAAUUGCUAA
Microplitis demolitor is the source of this 915-nucleotide messenger RNA. RefSeq lists its product as uncharacterized. The record is from RefSeq and is a predicted model, not a curated record. The transcript has 6 exons. Lineage: Eukaryota; Metazoa; Arthropoda; Insecta; Hymenoptera; Braconidae. The coding region runs from base 22 to 873 and encodes 283 amino acids.